UAUUACCCGGCUCGAGUUAGGAAUUCGGCGUCCUCUGGAUACGUCGAAUGUGCUCAAGUUUGUCGCGGGAACGUUGCAACACGUUAAAUUUUCCGAGGUUAAAAACGUUGAUGUGGAUUAUGCUAAAUUAGCCGAUUAUAGCAUAGUUCUUCCCGCCAUGAGGAAAUUAAGGGGGUUUGAACUAGUUCAAAGUCAGUGGACGGAUCGUAGAAAGUACGGAAAUUCGGUCGUGACGCCAAGGCUGGUAUUGAAGUUUAAUGGAGGAGAGGACAAUCCCGCGGGAAGGUUGGUAUACGAAGAUCAAUUCCCCGUUCUGGAAACUAUCAGGAUUUCAAAGUCCCACCUUGUUCAAGAUAUUUCCACAGAGGCCAUGGACAAAUUGUCGGUGGGGGAAUAUUUCGAGACAAGUGUGUCAUUUUUGUACAAAUCUUUCCUCCGCAAAGGUAAUUCGCGGGGUGAGAGUGUGAAACGAUUAGAUGUCCCGUUCCCGCCCGAGGAGAAGUUUAGGCAGGUAACGGGUGAGUCUUGCGAGUGGCGGGAUUCCUCCGAAUUUUGGGACAGGGCGGUGGAAAUGUUUCCCAAUUUGGUGAAAUACGCGGCCAUUGGGGGAAGCUGGAAAAAGGCAAGGCCGGCCGAGGUGAACGCGUGGGUCGUAUUAGGGGAGAAGCUAGGAUUUGUGCGGAAGAUUAAGCAAGGGGCGGGAAAAGACCCUGAUUUGAAUUUAGGAGACGACAUUUAUCUAGAGGUUUCUGAAAGUGUCAAGUUUAAUCGAAAUUAAUAUAUAGAAAUUUAGUUAGAAAUUUAAACAUA
This is a messenger RNA of Folsomia candida, 810 nucleotides long. RefSeq lists its product as uncharacterized. Bases 158 to 778 code for a protein of 206 amino acids. Lineage: Eukaryota; Metazoa; Arthropoda; Collembola; Entomobryomorpha; Isotomidae. The transcript is spliced from 2 exons. The record is from RefSeq and is a predicted model, not a curated record.